CAUACAAAAGUUCAUAGUACAUGCGAAAAACAUCUAGGUCAUCUCUAGACGCCUGCACACUGCUGAAGAACGAUCAACAUAAAUUUGCCUUUCCAUGCUUUAUACCUGAUACAGGCACCCGUGCUGCUCGCCUAUAUUAGCAACCUAGGAAGUUGACCAUCCUUACACGACCUCACUUGACGAUCAAGGCUGCGCAGACGAGGAUAUUGAUACAUGGAAUAUGCCGUCAAUGGUUCUUUCGCGUAGUGAACCAUCACAUGUGCUGAAUUCAAUCAUCAUCUCUCCAUCGGACACGGAUUAUAUCGAUCAAUUGAUCCCAUCAAUCAGGGAGUAUAGCGUCGGCAAUCGAACGUCUCAAUUAUUGCAGUCCCUGUCCAAGUUCGCCAGCGAUAAAGAAGCCGAGAUAGAAACGAUAUGCAACACAAACCAUCAGGAAUUUGUAUCUUCAAUCAAUCACCUUCUGCGUAUCAGAGAAGGAACAGUGAGCUUGACCGCGGAGAUCCUAGACCUGAACCAAUCUAUCCAAGCUAGCACCGAACGUCUCGCCGAACAAAAGAAGGCUCUAGUAGAGUCGCGCAGUCACCGACAGAAUAUUGAUGAGACGUCUCGCGCCAUCCAGGACUGCUUGGAGGUGCUACGCUUGGCUAAUCAAGUUCAUGAUCUACUAGCCAAGAAAAACCACUAUGCGGCUUUACGGGCGCUCGAGGAACUCCAAAAUGUGCACCUCAAGGACGUGACCCAAUAUAAAAUCGCCGACAUGAUUCAGCGCUCAGUACCAGCGACCCAGCGAGCGAUAGCGGAGGCCGUGCUAUCUGACCUGAAUACUUGGCUUUACAGAAUCCGCGAGAUGUCUCAGUUUCUCGGAGAAAUAGCUCUUUACCAUACAGAAUGCCGGAAGACAAGACAAAAGGAGAGGGCGGAGAAACUACCAUACCUCAGACAUUUCAAAUUGAACUCUGCUAUUGAGCUGGUUUCGGAUGAGCACGAAGAAUAUGAUUUACUACAGAAUGAGGAACUGCAAGUUGACUUCACCCCCCUGUUUGAGUGUUUACACAUCCAUCAAUCACUGGGGCAGAUGGACAAGUUUCGGACGGAAUACGCUAAUACCCGUCGCCGACAAAAAGAGCUUCUAAUUCCCUCUUCAAUAACUUUGGUUGACGAGGACGGGGCUUGCCUACACAACCUUCUAGAAGAAAUGGCAGGCUUUGCCAUCGUAGAGCGUGCUACCAUGAAGAGAGUGCCAGACUUGAGGUCAUCUGUCGACGUUGAUGAGCUCUGGGACUCAAUGUGCCAGACUGCUGUGGGCCUCAUUUCAAAAGCGCUUCCUGAAGUUGAUAAUGCUGAGAGUUUGCUCAAAAUCAAAAAUCUCGUUGCAUUAUUUAUGCAAACAAUGAAUACAUGGGAGUUCUCUGUUGGAAAAUUUGACGAAUUGCUCUUGACUUUGUUCAAGAGAUACGCCGAACUUCUCAAGAAAAGAUUCAGUGACGACUUCCAGGAGAUCGUAUCGACGGACGAUUAUAUGCCUAUGCCGAUACAAUCGCUGGAUGAGUAUGACAAGGUCCUCAAUGUCAGCUGGUACAAUCCUGAGAAGCCAAGGGAGGAGCAAGUGUACAUCUGCAGUCUCGAUUGUGAGAAUUUCGUUCUCUUCACUAACUUCAAUAGGUUUCCAUGUGUUCUGCCUUUUUCUCAGAUGUAUCCCUUGUGUUGCAUCGACAUCCGCAACUUUUUAAACCAGUUUUAUUUCUUCGCCAAUGAAGAUUUCUCGCAUCCUCAUAUGAUUGAUGAUACUCUCAAAGAUGCUUUGGAUGAGCUUCUUUCAAACCAAGUUUGCGAUACGCUUGUUGAGCGUCUUUCUUCGCAAUAUCUGGGCCAGAUUGUUCAGAUCUUAAUCAAUCUGGAGCAUUUUGAAUCAGCGUGCCGUGAGCUCGAGGAGCUUCUCGCCGCUGCUCGAUCGCAAGGUGCUGCGGGCGGUCCGAUAUCCUUAAGAGCGACGGAGAAAUUCAGAAGCAACAAAAAAUCAGCAGAAAAGAGAAUUUUUGAGGUCGUCAAUUCCAAAAUUGAUGAUCUCAUUGAAACUGCAGAGUAUGACUGGAUGGCACUCACGCCUCCGACUGAGCCCAGCAACUACAUGCAAACGCUGACCCGAUUUUUGUCCAAUAUAAUGAACUCAACAUUGCUUGGUCUCCCAACAGAAAUCAAGGAACUCAUAUACUUCGAUGCUCUCAGCCAUGCGGCGAACAUGAUCUUGGCACAGCCGCUCUCCCCAGACGUAAAAAGCAUCAAUCCCAAUGGAGUGAUGGCCCUUGCGAAAGAUGUUGAAUAUCUCUUUCAGUUUGUUGACAGCUUGGGUGUUCCCAUUCUCCGGGAGAACCUCGACGAAUUGCAACAGACUGUGCAUCUAAUGCAGGCGGAUAAUACGGACGAGUUUUACGAUAUUUCUACAAGAAAUAAGAAGUAUGGCCGCGUGGAUGCUAUCAAUGGCCCUAUCCUCUUAGAAAAACUCACUCGCACUGUUCAAAGUUCGGGAAAGAUUGAUAAGUUCGCAACACUUUCCUCAAGGUUCGGCAAAAAGUCUUGAAACGUUCAAAAUUGGAUAUUUCGAGAUUUCUCUCACUGACUGACCGAGCCAUCUCCCCAACCAACCUCUUACUUCUAGCUUAAAUAGAAUUAGGGCCCGGAGUCGAUGUUAAGCAUACUGCGAACCACUCUGUCUGAUUCCAUUUGGAAACUCCAUGGUAGUGAUAGGCACAAAAUCCAUCAUAAUACUAGCGACAAAAAAAGAUAAGCACGGCGCCGUGACAAUGAACUUCCAAUAUGCUCGUUAACCUGUCCAUGAAGACUUAAACCUCUGCAAAUAAUCACUUUCAAAAUGACCAGUGUUAGCUGAAUCACGUACCGAAAUGCCGCAUAGCGGACUUCAAAUACAAUAAGUAGAGGCUUGGCAUACCUGCUGUGGCGGAAGAUGUGGGUAAGGAUUGUACAUUCCUUCAAAGAUUUGGGAUUGCGGCUGUCCAUACGCGGCCGUUGGAUCCGACUGAACGGCUCCCCC
Molecule: messenger RNA, 3049 nt
Organism: Aspergillus novofumigatus IBT 16806
Lineage: Eukaryota; Fungi; Ascomycota; Eurotiomycetes; Eurotiales; Aspergillaceae
Product: Rab GTPase-binding exocyst subunit SEC15
Exons: 8
Coding region: 221-2578 (785 amino acids)
Biological process (GO): intracellular protein transport; Golgi to plasma membrane transport; exocytosis
Cellular component (GO): membrane; exocyst
Source: RefSeq, a predicted model, not a curated record